Molecule: messenger RNA, 6101 nt
Organism: Chelmon rostratus (copperband butterflyfish)
Lineage: Eukaryota; Metazoa; Chordata; Actinopteri; Chaetodontiformes; Chaetodontidae
Gene: dctn1b
Product: dynactin 1b
Exons: 27
Coding region: 344-4087 (1247 amino acids)
Biological process (GO): establishment of mitotic spindle orientation; nuclear migration
Cellular component (GO): microtubule associated complex; kinetochore; axon
Source: RefSeq, a predicted model, not a curated record
UGAUGCACUCACAGCGGACCAAGCCUGGCUGUUUUCUCCUCUUCUUCCCUCUGCUGUUUUCCUCUGGUCCUUUCAUCGCCCCUCAGAAACUUUCUGAGAGAGCCAAAAGCUCCCUCCGGCAGCAGCAGAGAGGAGGGUCGGGGAGUUCUGAGAGCUGAGACUGUGCUGUGAGGAUCAGGAGAGAGAUGGUGUGAUUCUUUAAAGAGAAAGAGAGAGGAAGCAUCACCGAACCCCCCCCCCCACCCCUCUCCUAGAACCCCUUCUGUCUGCCUGACGCUCACCCCAAUAACACGCUCCUUCAGACAAGACAGGCGGUUUGGGGGCGGCUCGGCGACCAGGAAACAUGUCACAGACUAGGAGGAACACGUACACCCGGACCACCAGCAGCGGCAGCAGCAGGAUGAGCUCGGACGGGGGCGGGCGGCCCGUCAAAGUGGGCUCCCUGGUGGAGGUGAUCGGGAAGGGCCAGCGCGGCACGGUGGCCUACAUCGGCAACACCCUCUUUGCCUCCGGAAAAUGGGUGGGAGUCAUCCUGGACGAGGCCAAGGGCAAGAACGACGGCACCGUGCAGGGCAAGCGCUACUUCACCUGCGAGGAGAAUCAUGGGAUAUUUGUGAGACAGUCACAGAUCCAGCUGGUUGAUGAUGGUGCAGACACGACGUCUCCAGAGACACCUGAGCCCGGCGCCGGCAAGGUUCCUAAACGAGAGAUCCUGGAGACGCCCAAGUCCACUAAACUGCAGCCCAGCCGACCUGGAGGCGCUGGUGGGAAGGGGGCUGCGUCCGGCUCGGCCUCGGCCUCGGCCGGAGAGAUGAGCAGCAGCGAGCCCAGCACGCCGGCCCAGACCCCUCUGGCCGCUCCGGUCAUCCCUACCCUCCACUCCCCUGGAAACCCUCCGGCCCCCAUCCCCAGCAAGGAGGAGGAGGCGCUGCGCGGCCAGGUGAAGGACCUGGAGGAGAAGCUGGAGACGCUGAAGAUGAAGCGUACGGAGGACAAGGCCAAGCUGAAGGAGCUGGAGAAGCACAAGAUCCAGCUGGAGCAGCUGCAGGAGUGGAAGACCAAGAUGCAGGAGCAGCAGGCCGAGCUGCAGAAACAGCUCAAAGAGGCCAAGAGGGAGGCAAAGGAAGCCCUGGAGGCGAAGGAGCGCUACAUGGAGGAGAUGUCGGACACAGCGGAUGCGAUCGAGAUGGCCACGCUGGAUAAGGAGAUGGCCGAGGAGAGGGCCGAGUCUCUGCAGCUGGAGGUCGACUCCCUCAAGGAGAAAGUGGAUGAGCUCACCAUGGACCUGGAGAUCCUCAAGCACGAGAUUGAGGAGAAAGGUUCGGACGGUGCUGCAUCCAGUUAUCACGUGAAACAGCUGGAAGAGCAGAACGGCAGGCUGAAGGAAGCUCUGGUCAGGAUGCGCGACCUGUCGGCAUCAGAGAAGCAGGAGCAUGUGAAGUUGCAGAAGCAGAUGGAGAAGAAGAACGUGGAGCUGGACGCUCUGAGGAGCCAGAAAGAAAAGCUGCAGGAAGAGAUGACGGUGGCUGAGAAGACCAUCGACGAGCUGAAAGAACAGGUGGAUGCAGCUUUGGGGGCAGAGGAGAUGGUGGAGAUGCUGACAGAGAGGAACCUGGACCUGGAGGAGAAAGUCAGGGAGCUGAGAGAGACGGUCACCGACCUGGAAGCUAUAAAUGAGAUGAAUGACGAGCUGCAGGAGAACGCCAGAGAGACGGAGCUGGAGCUGAGGGAGAUGUUGGAUCUGGGAGCGGCGAGAGUCCGAGAGUCGGAGAAACGAGUCGAGGCUGCGCAGGAGACUGUGGCGGAUUACCAGCAGACCAUCAAGAAGUACCGCGAGCUCACCGCUCACCUGCAGGAGGUGAACAGAGAGCUGACGAGCCAGCAGGAAGCCUCAGCGGAGCUGCAGCAGCAGCCGCCAGCAGAGAUGUUUGAUUUCAAGAUUAAGUUUGCAGAGACGAAGGCCUACGCCAAGGCCAUUGAGAUGGAGCUGAGGAAGAUGGAGGUGGGUCAGGCCAACAGACACGUUUCCCUUCUGACCUCCUUCAUGCCGGAGUCCUUCCUUCGUCACGGCGGAGACCACGACUGCAUCCUGGUGCUGCUGCUCAUCCCCAGACUCAUCUGCAAGGCCGAGCUGAUCAGCAAACAGGCCCAGGAGAAGUUCGACCUGAAUGAGAACUGUGUGGAGCGAGCGGGGCUGAAGGGCGCCGUCGGGGAGCAGCUGAGCUUCGCCGGCGGUUUGGUCUACUCGCUCAGUCUGCUGCAGGCCACACUGCAUAAAUACGAACAGGCUCUGGCUCAGUGUGGUGUGGAGGUCUAUAAAAAGAUCGGCUCUCUGUACCCGGAGAUGAGCGUCCAUGAACGCUCUCUGGAUUUCCUCAUCGACCUGCUGCACAAAGACCAGCUGGACGAGACGGUCAACGUGGAGCCGCUCACCAAGGCCAUUAAAUACUAUCAGCACCUGUACAGCAUCCACCUGGCAGACCAGAACGAGGACUGCACCAUGCAGCUGGCUGAUCACAUCAGAUUUACCCAGAGUGCCUUGGACUGCAUGGCGGUGGAGGUCGGUCGCCUGCGGGCGUUCCUGCACGCGGGUCAGGAGAAGGCCGACCUCGCCGUGCUGCUGAAGGACCUGGAGACGUCCUGCAGCGACAUCCGACAGUUCUGCAAGAAGAUUCGCCGCAGGAUGCCGGGAACCGACGCGCCGGGCAUCCCGGCGGCGCUCAACUUUGGACAGCAGGUGUCAGACACCCUCUCAGACUGCAGGAAACACCUGACCUGGGUGGUGGCGGUGCUGCAGGAAGUGGCAGCAGCUGGAGCUCAGAUGAUGUCGCCUCUUGGUGAACAGGAGGGGCUGUCAGCCGUUAAACUGGAGGAUGUGGCGUUCAAGGCAGGAGAGCAGAUUUAUGGAUCCCAGGGCGCCAACCCCUAUGAGUGUCUGCGGCAGUCCUGUGGUAUCGUCAUAGCAACCAUGAACAAGAUGGCCACCGCCAUGCAGGAGGGAGAAUAUGACUCAGAGAAGCCUCAAAACAAGAACCCUCCACCUGUGGACGUGCGAGCGGCGGCCCUCCGAGCUGAAAUCACCGAUGCCGAAGGUCUCGGCAUGAAGCUGGAGGACAGGGAGACGGUCAUCAAGGAGCUGAAGAAGUCUCUCAAGAUCAAGGGAGAGGAGCUGAGCGAGGCGAACGUCCGUCUCAGUCUGCUGGAGAAGAAGCUGGACAGUUCGUCCAAAGACGCAGACGAGCGCGUGGAGAAGAUUCAGACCCGGCUGGACGAGGCUCAGACGCUGCUGAAGAAGAAAGAGAAGGAGUUCGAGGAGACGAUGGACGCCCUGCAGGCUGACAUCGACCAGCUGGAGUCAGAGAAGGCGGAGCUGAAGCAGCGGAUCAACAGCCAAUCAAAGAUGACCAUCGACGGGCUGAGAGGGACCGGACCGUCGGGAAUCGCUUCCAUCGUCACGGGAAUGGCGGGAGCCAACAUGGUGUCCGGUGUCGGUUCAGGUUCGGGCGUCCAGGUGAUCGACUCUCCUCUGCUGACUCAGCAGAUUGAAGCUCAGAGACUCUGCAUCAAACACCUGAAGAACGAGAACAACAGACUGAAGGCCGAGAAGAUGCGCGCUCAGCUCGCCUCUCUGCCUCCUCUUCAUGUGACCAAACUUCCCUCCAGAGACAGCGGGCGUCCAGAAGUGGUCUCUAGCGCCCUCUACCGCAAGACCGACCAGCUCCUGGAGACUCUGCUGCAAAUGAGUGCCAAUGUGAAGGUGGUGGACAUCACUGGGAAAUCUCCAGUGACACCUAGUGCUCAGCUCCUGGAACAGACGGCUAGAUUACAGUCCCUGAGCGACACUCUGGGCAGACUGAAGGAUGAAGUAGCAGAGCACGUCGUCAACCAGCAGCCUGGAGCUCGAGUCUCGUCUGAUUUCGCGACGUUCCCUUCGACCUCGUUUGUUAAGGCGAAGGAGGAGAAGCAGGGCGACUCGGUGCUGGUGGGUCGGGUCUUGGUGCCGUGUCCCCGCGGUCAGGAGCAGGUCCACCGCCUCGUCCUGUCGCAGUUUCAGCUGCAGAGAGUUCACAGUCUCCUGCGGACCUAAACUGCGACUCUGCCUGCUGCACCGACACAAAAACACCCCCAUCAUCAGCUUGGCGGCCUGGUUUCCACUCCAGGGCCAAACAAAGUGAAAUUACACUGAUUACAACCUGCAGGUGAUCAUCUUUAUCUGCUCUGAAAAGCAGUCAGGGCAGUGGUUUGAGACCAGUCUUACCUCAAGAUCACUUUGGAUCCAGGACUUAUUAGGUCUGUCUGGGUUUGUUUUGACUCUCCCUUGUCUUGGUCUCGCUUACUUUGGGUGAGGACUACAAUUAGAGCUUAAAUGAUUAGUUAAUCAGUUCAAUCUACAGAAAAUUAAUUAGAAAUAAUUGGAAAACUCAUUUUCAUUCACUGGUUGAUGCUCCGCAAAUGUGAGGAUUUGUUUCUUCAGCAGUAAACAAUCUCUGGGCCACUUCAGACUUGAAUUAUUAAGGGAAUAUUUUUCACUCUUCAUUUCAGAUAAAUUUUAAGCUAAAUUAAAGACCAGAAAAACAUCAUAUUUAUUUAUUGUAGCACUAAGGAGUGAUAGUACCACUAUGAGAUAUCUGUCUCUUCCCUGUCAGAACAAAAUGUGGAAACUUUGACCUUAAAUCAAAAAAUCAGACUUGACUCAACUUGGUUUCCAAAGUGAGCUGAAUGAGACUGCUGUGCUCGUGACUACAGCCCUGUCACUUAUAGACUGGGUGAGGAGAUCAUGACUCAGAGGAAGUAGACAUCUUUCUGCACUGCUGCAUGCUGCCCAGAUUCACUGAUGUUUUUUUGUUGCGCAGAGUUUUUAUCAGACUCCUCUUUGGCCCUCGUGUGGAACCUGCUCUGUGGUUUCUGUUGGGCCACAACACUGGAUGUUGCUCCAUGUUUCUAUGUUACACUACUGGCGCUACUGUUACCGCUGCACAGGAUAACGAGGAUCAUGACUGUGUUGUAAAUUUUAAUCAGGUGUCACUGUUGUGUGCUCCAUUUUUAUAACUGUCUAAAGGGAAAGAAGGAGUGUGAUUUAGAAAUUAUACUGAAAAAAAACAAUAGUUUUGUCCAUUUAAAGGCAUUUUACUGUGGUUUGAUCAAAGAGACGUUUUGCACAUUAGUCCUGAGUGACAGGAGAAACCAUAGAGAACAAAAUCCUGUUUGACUUGGAUGUAACUUCAUUGCUGUGAAGACGUUUCACUGGUGGUCAAAUAGCAAAAUUACAUGCAAGCAAACUCCAGGAUGUGUUGAGGCUUUUGUUUUUCUCUGUGGUUUUAUUAAAGCCUUUUGGACUGCACAGAACCAGAAAAGCUGAUUAACCUCAAGGGAUUUACUGUGUAAACAUCAGAUAAAAUUCUUUGGCUUUUGCAGAUUUUUCAUGUUUAUUUAAAAACACAGAUGAUGGUUUAAAUUAUUUAGUAUUUAUUAAAUUGUAAGCUGUAAGUUGUUAGCGUCUACUUUUACUUUUUAUGCUUGGUAUAAAUGGCACGGCGGUUGUUUUGGUGAAGUUGCUGAAUUACGAACAUGCAGAAGCGACUGCUUUACCUUUGUUGUGCUGAGAUUCCUGUUGCUGUUUCAGAGUUUGUCCGAGCCUUAAACCUGCGGAGAGCCUCGUGGUUAAGAGCGGUCACCUGCCUUAUUUUUGAUUUGUUCCGACCAAACCUCGUUUAAAGCAAAACUACAUCUUUGCCAAAGAAUCUUUGUUUCUCUUCACCACGUUUGCCAUGGCUGAUUUUAAAAGGCUUUUACUUUAUUAAUCCAUGCUAAUUAUUUUAUUUAAUGAUGUGUUAGGCUAUGUUUACACAGUAUUGUCAUAACUUGAAGUUUUAUUUCAUGAUUAAUUUAAUUAAUGGGCAUAGUGCAUCUACAUUACUGUAGUUAAAGAGGGAAAAUGCAGACUUUUCUAAUUUAUUCAUCCUGUUAUUUAUCUGUUCUGUCAGUGAGCAGCUGAUGUACUGAAUCUGCAGCUUGUCUAACUUGUCUUACCUUUUCCUCGUGUGGCUUCCUGCUCUUGCACAACCGAUAACUGAUCAAUAAAAGACAUUAUAGCCAGUGUA